AUGUCUAAUCCCAAAGACUAUUAUGUCGGGUGGAUCUGUGCGAUAACAACGGAGUAUGUUGCUGCACAGUCUUUCCUUGACGAAGAGCAUGAAGGACCAGAAUAUGUAUCAGCUAAUGAUAAUAACGACUAUACACUGGGUAAAGUAGGGAAGCACAAUGUGGUGAUAGUAGUGUUACCCGAUGGAGAGUAUGGAAUAUCAUCUGCAACAAGCGUUGCUAGAGAUAUGCUUCACAGUUUUCCUAAUAUUCGAAUUGGUUUAAUGGUAGGAAUCGGUGGUGGUGCGCCAAGCAAGAAACAUGAUAUCCGCUUAGGCGAUAUCGUCAUUAGUGCCCCCAGGGAUGAGAAAGGUGGUGUAUUUCAGUAUGACUUUGGAAAAACAGUCCAACAACAAAGUUUUCAACACAUAGGAUUCUUAAACCAGCCACCAAUGGUACUAAGGACCGCCGUAAGCGGACUUAGGUCUCAGUACGAGCUAAAAGGACAUCAGCUUGAUCUUACUAUUAGCAAAAUCCUAGAGAAUAGGAAAAGACUAAAGCGCAAAUACAGCCGGCCGCCAUCAAGCACCGACCUUCUAUAUCGGGCCGAUAUUAUUCAUCCCAUAGGAGAUGAAACAAGCUGUACGAUACUCUGUGGUGAUAGUCUGCCAAACCUGAUACUCCGACCUGAGAGAACUGAGGAUGAUGAUAUUCCAUCUAUCCACUAUGGGCUAAUUGCAUCAGCUAAUCAGCUAAUGAAGGAUGCAUUAAUUCGGGAUACACUUAUAUUAGAAAAAGAUAUUCUUUGCUUCGAGAUGGAGGCGGCGGGGUUGAUGAAUCACUUUCCUUGUUUAGUGAUUCGUGGUAUAUGCGACUAUUCAGAUUCUCACAAGAACAAGGCUUGGCAAGGAUAUGCAGCAAUGGCGGCGGCUGCAUAUGCAAAAGACCUCCUAUAUCGAAUCCCUCCCAACAAAAUUGAGGCUGAGAAGAGAAUUGGAGAGAUUCUAUCCGAUGUAAAAGAACAAAUUGUCGAUAUGUCACGGAACAUUACCAAGAUCGUUCAGAAGCAACUAGAUCAAGAACUUCAAGCUAUCAUAGACUGGAUUACUCCAAUUGAUUAUUCUUCUCAGCAAAAUGACUUCAUUGAGAGCCGUCAGCCAGGAACCGGAGAAUGGUUGCUAAAUUCGAAAGAAUUCCAGAAUUGGAUUAACCAGAAAAAGCAAACCUUGUUCUGCCCCGGAAUUCCAGGGGCUGGAAAGACGAUAGCCACCUCUAUUGCGGUUAGCUAUCUUCAUGAGAAAUUCCAGGAAAAAUGCGACAUCGGAAUUGCAUACCUCUACCUAAACUUCCGCCGCCAGUCAGAGCAGGAACCCAUGCAUAUUCUAUCAAGCCUUUUGAGGCAGCUUUCCCGGAUGGAUUCUACGGUACACGGCAGUGUACAACAGCUAUAUAAAAAACACAAUCCAAAGGAAGGGGAAAGCCGGCCAACUUUGAAAAUGUCACCAACCCGGCCUUCACUUGAAGAAAUCGUAAAUGCAUUGAAACAGACUAUUGCUAGUUAUUCGAGAGCAUACAUAAUCAUCGACGCUCUGGAUGAAUGCACAGAUUCCAAUCUACACCGCUCUAACUUUAUGUCUGAGAUAUUUGGUCUUCAAACUAGGCUGGGCACAAAUUUAUUUUUCACGUCUCGGCCCAUCCCCCAAAUUAAGAAAUAUUUCGAAAACAGAGAGUAUAGGACGCUCGAGAUCCGCGCUACCGAUAAAGACAUGCGGCAAUACUUAGAUACCAAUAUGCCACAAUUGCCGUCAUUCAUCUUCAGGGCUACCGGUCUUGAAGAAAAAAUAAAGCUGUCCAUUAUCGAAGCAUCUAAGGGGAUGUUUCUUCUCACUAGACUCCAUCUCGAUUCCCUGCGAGACAAAACAAGCGUCUGGCAAGUUGAAGAUACACUAGAAAGGCUUCCUAAGGGAUCGGAUGCUUAUGAACAAGCGUACACCGGAGCUAUGGAGAGAAUUCAGAGCCAAAAAAGAGGUUUUUGUGACCUUGCCAACCGAGUUCUUUUUUGGAUCACCUGUUCUGGACGGCCUCUAUCAACCUUGGAGCUGCAGCACGCACUGGCAGUUGUGGAUGGUUCCUCUGCCCUAAAUCCACACAACCUGACUGAGAUUGGACUUAUGGUCUCUGUAUGCGCCGGGUUAGUAGAGGUUGAUGAGCACAGUGAUAUCAUCCGCCUAGUCCAUUAUACGGUGCAAGAAUACUAUGAGCGGACCUGUGGCACAUGGUUUCCUACUGCUCAGACUGAUAUUGCGAAAACAUGUAUCACAUACCUGUCGUUCGAUAUCUUUAAAGCGGGUGCCAACCCGACUGAUGAACUCUUUGAGGCAGGAUCGCAGUCAAAUAUUCUAUAUGACUAUGCCGCGUGCAACUGGGGGCACCAUGUGCGC
Trichoderma harzianum CBS 226.95 is the source of this 2418-nucleotide messenger RNA. RefSeq lists its product as hypothetical. Lineage: Eukaryota; Fungi; Ascomycota; Sordariomycetes; Hypocreales; Hypocreaceae. Gene Ontology annotation, molecular function: catalytic activity. Gene Ontology annotation, biological process: nucleoside metabolic process. The record is from RefSeq and is a predicted model, not a curated record. The annotation marks the transcript as partial. The transcript has 3 exons.